AAAGAAAUAAAUGAUGUAAGAAAGAAGGAAUAAAAGAAAGAACAUAGGAAAGAAAAAGAUAAUAAAAGAAUGAAUGAAAGUAGGAAAGAAAAAAGGGGAAAAAAGAGAGAAAGGAAAGAAAGAAAAAAAAGAAGAAUGAAGGAAAGUAUGGGAAAAGAUGAGGAAGAAAAAGGAAAGAAAGGAGAGAAAAUAAAUAAAAUAGACAAGGGAAAGAAAGUAAGAAGAAAAGAAAAAAAAAGAAAGAAUGAAUGAAUUUAGAAGAAUGCAGGAAAGAAGAAAGAAAAAAGGAAGAAACAGAUGAAAAUAGGAAGAAAAAAGGGAAAGAAAAUAAAGUAGCAUGAAUGAAAGUAGGAAAGAAGGAAACAAACUAAAGAAAGAAUGAAUAGAAGAAUGAAGGAAAGUAUGGGAGAAAGACAGGAAAAAAAGGAGAGAAAAGGAAAAAGACGAAGGAAAGAAAGGAAGAAGAAAAGAAAAAAAAUCAAAAGAAACAAUGAAUGAAUAGAAAAAUGAAGGAAUGCAGGAAAGAGAAAGAAAAAAAGGAACGAACAGAAAAUGGGGGAAAAGAAAGGAAAGAAGAAAAAGAAGGAAAAAAAUAAAGAAAGAAAGGAAGGAAAGAAAUAAGAAAUAAUCAAGAAUGUAGAAAAUAAAAAGUGAAGAAAUAUAAAGAAUGAAAUGAAAGAAGGAAUGAAUGAGAAAACAAUACAUGUAUAGCUUACUGAGCUGGCUGUGCUGCUAGCAUAACCUGCGUUGCAGUUUGCUACUGACUUUGUGGGUGUCUGCAUGUCAAUGAAAGAAAAUAGCGCAAACAAACUGGCUUGCAAUUUGAGUCAAAGAAGCCUUUUCUUUUUUAAUGUUGAUGGCAGUUUCUAGUUUUGGAGUUUUUUGCUAGAAUAGAGAUUUCAGACUUAGGAAUUUUUUUAUAUCAAUUUAUUACGGGGGCGAUUUUUAAGUACAUGUAUAUGUGGGGGGGGGGGGUUUUCUCGCCCUCAUCUUUGGUUUUUACCGUGGCAAUUCCAGAUGUUUAGGGGGCACAUCACCCUCACACUCUUUCUGGUGAGAAGUGCGACAACACCUUAUAUAUGUAAGUAGGUUUCCUGGUCUGAUUUGUAAUAUUAUUCACCACACAGGUAUUAUACAAAUGAUUUCCCUUGACCUGUUAAUCUCAUUGCAAUACCAGUGUAGGUUGAUUAAUUUUCAUAUUCACUUGGCUCUCAUUCAUAAUUCAUAUAGGUCUACAUGCAUUAUUUAAAAAAGCCAUUAUAAAGAUGAUUGCAGACUGUAUGAUAAAAGGAUCAAUAAAAAAUAUCAAAAUCAGUAACAAUGGAUUGCUGUCUCUUUCAAUUACAGGUCAGCUUAGCGGAGUGAAAAUGGAUCCCUUGUACAUGGCAAUGAGUCUGUUCCGCAGGAGAAAGUUUGAAGAAUGUGUAACAGUCUGCUCUCAGCUUUUGGAAAAGAAUCCUUAUGAUCAGUCUGCUUGGACCUUAAAGACAAGAGCAUUGACUGAACAGGUUUACUUAGAUGAGGUGGAUGUGGAUGAAGAAGGCAUUGCUGAGAUGCUUAUGGAUGAUAAUUCAAUUGCUCAAGUAACACGUCCAGGCACAUCAUUAAAGAAACCUGGUACAGGUUCAGGGGCACCCAGUGCAGGGAUGCGUCCUACAUCUCAGUCUGGAAGACCUUUGAGUGGGUUUGUAAGACCAGGUACACAGAGUGGUAGACCAGGUACUAUGGAACAAGCUAUCAGAGCCCCUAGAACGGCACACACAGCUCGUCCUGUCACCAGUGCUUCAGGCAGAUUUGUGCGCCUUGGAACGGCAUCUAUGCUGUCCACACCAGAUGGACCAUUUAUCAAUAUUGCAAGGUUGAACAUCUCAAAGUAUGCUGCCAGACCAAAUCUAGCCAAGGCUUUAUUUGAAUAUAUUUUUCACCAUGAGAAUGAUGUGAGAAAUGCAUUAGAGCUAGCAGCCAAGGCUACUGAAGCUUGUCAAUUUAAAGAUUGGUGGUGGAAGGUACAGCUUGGAAAGUGUUAUUACAGGUUAGGCUUAUUCCGUGAUGCUGAGAGUCAGUUCAAAUCAGCUAUGAAGCAGCAUGAUGCCAUAGAUAUAUAUCUAUACCUUUGUAAAGUAUAUGUGAGGUUGGAUCAGCCGUUGACUGCUGUGGAUAUCUACAAACAGGGUCUGGAAAAAUUUCCCAGUGAGACUACUCUUCUGACUGGCAUUGCCAGAAUAUAUGAGGCAAUGAAUGACAUGGUUAAUGCUGUUAAAUACUACAAAGAUGUAUUGAAGCAUGAUAACACACAUGUAGAAGCAAUAGCUUGUAUAGCAAAUUAUCAUUUCUACUCUGACCAACCCGAGAUAGGACUCAGAUACUACAGGAGAUUACUUCAGAUGGGUGUUUACAAUGCAGAACUCUACAACAACCUUGGCUUAUGCUGCUUCUAUGCACAGCAGUAUGACAUGACACUGACAUCAUUUGAGAGGGCGCUAUCACUCUCAACUGAUGAUGCCACUACGGCAGAUAUCUGGUACAAUGUUGGUCAAGUUGCUAUGGGUAUUGGUGACACUGGUCUAGCUCUACAAUGUUUUAGGUUAGCUCUCACAUCAAAUAAUGAUCAUUCAGAGGCGUAUAAUAAUCUGGGAGUACUAGAGUUACGCAAAGGACACAUCGAUCAGGCAAGAGCAUUUUUCCAGGCAGCACAGAUGCUUGCUCCUCAUAUGUUUGAACCACACUAUAAUUUUGCAUCACUUUCAGACCAAGUUGGUGAUCUCCAAAGCAGUUAUGGGUCAGUGAAGAAAGCAGUGGAUUCUUAUCCAGAACAUUGUGAUUCUAAGGAGCUCUUCUCACAACUCAAGAAACAUUUUGCUUUGCUCUGAUUGGUGACACUCUAGCCCAUCCUGAUAGCUUUGAAUGGUGAAUAUAUAUCUUUCACAAUAAAAAGAAGACUGAUGAAUUUCUGGUACGAGAAGCAGAGUUGACAUGGUACAUAAAGUCAAUGGUGCAUAUGCUGACAUAUGGAAGUGUGUGUCUUGUCUGGUAAUGAACCAUUACAAUCAGCAACGCUUUUACACCAUUCCUUUGGCAGUGUACCACUUGAAGUUCAUGUUUUUUCCCUCAAUGAUUGGAGGAUGAAAUAUCUGGCAAAAUUUGUCAUUAUCUCCAUCACUAUCUUCACAAUAUCAUUAUAUGAGAAGACUUAUUUGUAUUCUCAUAACAUGUGCACCCUUUGGAAAUCUCUAUAGUGUGAAAGUGUAUGAAUUAUGAAUAUUGGCGUAUUGCUGGUUGAACUGUAGUACAGGAAAUUGCAGUGUUUAGGAAAUAUAAUGCAAAACACUUCUGCUUUUAUUUAUAGUAUUAUUUUGAAAUGUGAAAGAUAUAUGUUUAGGUAUAUGGUUUUGGUAUAUGGUUUUGAACACAUUUAGACAUGUGUGCAGUGAUGUAGUUGAUUGGGUCUUGGUCAUGUACUCUAGAUCUGCAGUAUCUACAAAUAUUGGUAUUUUAUGCUGAUGCGUGAAGAAUAAAAUUAUAUAACGGCUCUUCUUGCAAAUGCUGAAUAUUUAAUAAAUACUGCCAUCAAUAUUUAUGCAUGAUAAAUCUUGCACUUUAAUCAGAAUACAUCAUGUUACAUUGUAUAUCAUGUCACUACUAUCACCUUGAUUUCAUAAAAUGCAUUGUCCAAUGAAAAGUGGCAACUUCUUUUCUUUUAGUUUUGGAUAAAAGAAUAGGUAUCUGGAUAAUUGUAUGUCAGGCAUCACUGAAAACUGUCAUCUCUUUUGAAAAUAUGCAAAAUGGCGGGUUUUCUCUUUAUGCUUCAAACAUGACAUAUAAUAAAAAAAUAAGGGGAAAUGUUGUUCAGUAAAACAUAGUCCUGGAAUAUGAAUAAGAUGAAUUUUUUUUUUCAGGUGGUAAAUAGUUUGAAGUUCAACUGUUUUUGUCUCGCCUGCGUAGCAGAGCGAGAAUAUAGGCGCCGCUUUUCCGCCGACGGCGGCGGUGUCGUCAACAUUGAAAUCUUAACCAAGGUUAAGUUUUUGAAAUGUCAUAACUUAGAAAUUAUAUGGACAUAGUUCAUGAAACUUGGACAUAAGAGUAAUCAAUUAUUACUAAACUUUUUGCCUGAGUUUCAGGUCACAUGACCAAGGUCAUUUAGGGUCAAUGAACUUAGACCAUGUUGGAGGAAUCAAUAUCGAAAUCUUAACCAAGCUUAAGUUUUUGAAAUGUUGUCAUAACUUUGAAAGUAUAUAGACCUAGUUCAUAAAACUUAUACAUAAAGGUUAUAGUGUAUCACUAAAGAUCCUGCCUGAGUUUCAGGUCGCAUGAUUAAGGUCAAAUGUCAUUUAGCUUCAACGAACUUUGGCCAUGCUGGGGUUAUUUGAUGAAUUGUCAUAAGUUAAAAAGUUUAUGGAUCUACAUGUAGUUCAUGGAACGUGGACAUAAGAGCAACCAUGUAUCCCUGGAUAUCAUACAUGAGUUUCAGGUCACAUGACCAAGGUCAAAGGUCACUUAGGUUCAACAAACUUUGGCCAUGUUGGGGAUAUUUGAGGGAUUGUCAUCAUAACUUUUAAAUUUUAUGGAUCUAGUCCAUAAAACUUGGACAUAAGAGCAAUCAAGUAUCCUUGAACAUCCUGUGCGAGUUUCUGGUCACAUGACAAAAGUCAUUUAGAGUCAACAAACUUUGGUAAUGUUGGGGGUAUUUGUGGAAUUGUCAACAUAACUUAAAAAGUUUAUGGAUCUAGUUCAUGAAACUUGGACAUAAGAGCAGCAAUGUUUCCCUGAAUACCCUGUGUGCGUUUCAGGAACAUGGCCAAGGUCAAAGGUCAAUGAACUCUGGCCGUGUUGGGAGUAUGUGUUGAAUUGGCAUCAUAACUUAGAAAGUUUAUGGAUCUAGCUCAUGAAACAUCGACAUAAUGGUAAUCAUGAUCAUGGUCAAAUGUCAUUCUCGGUCAAUGGACAUAUUUUAUUAUCACAUUAGUGUUUUCUUCUUAGCUGUUUUCAAAGGCAGCACUGCUGCUAUAUCGAAUUGUGUAAUGCAGGCGAGACUGCCAGAGGCGUUCCACUUGUUUUUUUUCUUUCAUUAUUUUUCUAAUUCUUGAUACGUCAAACAACAGAAAAGUAUGAGUGUAUUAUGCAUAUGUAAUAACCCUAAAUAGACUGGGCUAUUUUGAUGCCUAAGAAGACUGAGGGGGGGCUGAUUCAGCCCCCCCUUAUGAUCUCGGCCGUCGAUCACGAUAAAAUUGGCACGCACGUUACCCAUGGCAUAAUCUACAAAAAUAUAAGGUCAAAUUCUGCGACAAUUCUCUAAUUGCUAAUUAAUCAUGCUAAUUUAUGCAUGAAAUCAAAAGUUUGCUCUAACUAACUAAAUAAUGCCCCUAAAAUUCUAAUUUUUGGUACAGACUCUUUAUAGGGAUCUGAUCAAAUCUACUUUUAUAAAAUUACAACAUCACAUUUAUUUUCUUAUGUUUUUUAUUGUUUUUUCAAUAGAAAUUGUCAGGGACUUUAUUUUGACCAUAAACAAGAUGGAAUUAAUCGAUUUAAUCAGUAAAAGGAAAAAUAAUGAUACAUUUAUGAAUUUUGGCUAAAAACUCUAUUUGCAUUGGAUUUAUACACAAAUUCACGUUUUUGAGCAACUUUGGGCCUGCAUGCACUUACAAAAUAUUGCGUAAUAUUGUAUUGCGUACCCGGGGGUCGCAAUUUUGGUCUCAAAAGUAAAAAGUCAGUGAGCAACGCGGUCUAAAAAUUUUGUGCAGCAAAUUUAUCGCGAAAAAUGUCAAAGGGGGCUGAAUCAGCCCCCCCCCCCGUCUUCUUAGGGUUAAACUGGCCCAAAUUGUGUUCCAGGCACAGAAUACAAAUAAAGUGGGUUAAUAAAAGCAUGGGCUUUGCAAAAAAAAAUCAUAAUUAAAAUGUUAUCCGUAAGGGAUGUGUUUUGUCUAUUGAUGAGCACUUAUUAUUUUAGUUUACAUCUGAAUACUUAAUGAUUUGUGAUUGGUUAACCAAAAAGGAAAAGUCUGAAGACAUGACCACUCUGUGCACAAACAACCGACAGGUCAUAUUUCAAAUAUAGACCUACUAUUCUUUAAAUAUGCAUGUAGUCCUGCUUUUAAAUGAUAUAUUUUUCCUGUUAUUCCCUUUUAAAUAUUUGCUCUGUAUUAUACUAGAAAAUAUAUAUAUUUGUGUGCAAUUUUGUAAACAGAAAAUAUAAGACCUGCGUCAUCUCAGAAAUAUUGCAAAAUCAGAUUAAGAAAUAGAAUAUAAAUUCCCUCCCAAAUGAAUAAUUCUCCACAUUACGCCUGUCCACAUGGUAUCUAAUCCAUUAAAAAAAAUCCUAAUUGACAUGUGGACAGGUAUAAUGUGGAGAAUUAUUCAUUUGUGAGGGAAUAUAUAUUCUAUUUCUUAAUCUGACUUUGCAAUAUUUCUGAGAUGAUGCAAGUCUUAUAUUUUAUUGGAUCUUCUGAAAAUUUGUGACUAAUUUGAAAGUCACAUUUUGAGUAAGAUUUAUAUUGAUUAUUUCUAUUUAUGUGGUACAACCGUACAAGGUUUAUAAUUUCCAUAUCAUACAAGGCAGCAUAGCGUGAAUAUAAGAAAGAGUUUCCAACUAUUUUAGAAAAACAAAAUCCUCUUCAUGACUUAAUUGAAUGUUAUCAAAGUAGCAAAAAAUUGAUGUAUUUGUUCCCUGGUUUAUUGAACAAUCGUGACGCAUAUCUACAGUUAUGCAUGCUGCUAUGUCAGAUUAUACCCGUUUAUCUCUAAAUAUUGCAUUGGCAAGCUACUCAAGUGGGUUAUAUUGUACCCGACACCAAAUACCCAUUAUCUUGUUCCUUCAUUUAGAGGUUUAUUCAUGGCUAAGAGAUUUAAUGUAAAUUGAUAGCCUUUUAUUAGUGAAAUAAAGUGUAGAUCACAUUAAAAAAAUCUUU
Messenger RNA from Lytechinus pictus (painted urchin), 6902 nucleotides. RefSeq names its product tetratricopeptide repeat protein 8-like. Bases 1266 to 2870 code for a protein of 534 amino acids. The transcript is spliced from 12 exons. Gene Ontology annotation, biological process: non-motile cilium assembly. NCBI's taxonomy places the organism in Eukaryota, Metazoa, Echinodermata, Echinoidea, Temnopleuroida, Toxopneustidae. Gene Ontology annotation, cellular component: BBSome; non-motile cilium; ciliary basal body. The record is from RefSeq and is a predicted model, not a curated record. Gene Ontology annotation, molecular function: protein binding.